Messenger RNA from Zingiber officinale, 1634 nucleotides. Its product is annotated as probable sodium/metabolite cotransporter BASS4, chloroplastic. The transcript is spliced from 14 exons. NCBI's taxonomy places the organism in Eukaryota, Viridiplantae, Streptophyta, Magnoliopsida, Zingiberales, Zingiberaceae. The record is from RefSeq and is a predicted model, not a curated record. Gene Ontology annotation, cellular component: chloroplast envelope. The coding region runs from base 112 to 1398 and encodes 428 amino acids.
CUCGGGUCCCAACAGAAGCAGCCCCCGUGGAAAAUGGAAUUCAACCUCGUUGGCUGAACUACCUCUGCUGGUGGUACUCAAUUGAUUCGAAGCUAUCCAAAAUUCCAAAAAAUGGCGGUGGCCGUCGCCCUUAGGAACCUCCCUCUCCGGCCCGUGGCCACGAGUAGAUCAUCUCGCUUUCGAACCUACAAUUUUCCCUCUAGUUCUGCCAGCUUCUUCUCAAAGUCACUUUUCCCCGUCUCUUCUCCGCCGCUCUACUUAGAGCGCUUCCCUUCCCUUCGACUUCCUAGAGCUACCGGGGAAUUCGAUCAGGUUGGUGGUAGAGGAAAACAUAGUUUCCAGGAUUCAGCUUUUCAAAAGACAGCUAACUGGACCCAGCCGUUGUUGGACUUUGUCACAACCAACUUUCUUCCUCUUGCUCUUCUAAGUGGGAUAGCUCUUGGACUUGCAAAUCCAACUCUUGGCUGUGUUGCACACAAGUUCUCGUUGUCUAAAUUUAGUACUUUUGGUAUAUUUUUUCUUUCGGGGAUUAUGUUGCGCAGUAGAGAGCUUGGUGCAGCUGUAGAAGCUUGGCCUGCAGGGCUUUUUGGUCUAGGCUCAAUUUUGUUGCUAACUCCAUUUUUCUCAAGGCUUGUUCUACAAAUUCAGCUGGCACCUUAUGAAUUGAUCACUGGAUUGGCUGCCUUUUGUUGCAUGCCGACUACCUUAUCAAGUGGAGUUGCUUUGACACAGCUUGUUGGUGGAAAUACUGCUUUGGCUCUUGCAAUGACAGUGCUCUCUAAUUUGCUAGGUAUUCUUAUUGUCCCAUUUUCACUUUCAAAGUUGAUAGGAGCAGGAACUGGGAUAUCCGUGCCUACUGAACAGUUAUUUAAGAGCCUUGUUAUGACACUUUUGGUUCCACUCAUUGUAGGAAAGGUCCUUCGUGAUUCAUCAGAAAGCAUGGCAGAAUUUGUUGAUCGGAAUCGCCAAUCUUUGUCCAUGUUAAGUGCCGUGCUUCUUAGUCUCGUGCCAUGGAUGCAAGUGAGCAGGUCCAGACCUCUGCUUUUGACAGUUAAGCCUGCAGUGUUUGCUACUGCAGUGGGCAUGGCAACGCUCCUACAUUUUUUGUUAUUGGCAUUCAACAUCAUUUCAGUGAAGAGCCUCUCAGUUGUUUCUGGUGGUGACAAGUCCAUUUUCUCAAAGAAUGAAAAUGCUCGUGCAGUCAUAAUAGUUUCUAGUCAGAAAACUCUUCCUGUAUUGGUUGCUGUGGUCGAACAGCUCCACGGAGCACUAGGCGAGCCUGGACUUUUGGUCCUACCCUGCGUUGCUGCGCAUAUUAUUCAGAUUAUCAUUGAUUCGUUUAUUGUAAACCUAUGGCUGAGGAAGGAUCAAAUGUCUGCUGCGACAAAAGAAGUUUAGAGCCUUCAUAACUACUACAAAAAUUGAUCUGCAUACUAAAACUGAUUGCCUUGAUUUUUUAAGCUCAUACUUCUUUUAGAUGACCUUUGUUAACGUUGUCAGGCUGUGCGUUGUUUAUGAUUACUUUGUAUGAAUGUUUAUGCCUAAAUCCUCAUCUCCAACAUAUACUUAUUGGUUUGCGUUGGUAGACGGGUUUCAAACGUCACAUGAACCAAUUAGUAAUUUAUUUAUUUAUA